Molecule: messenger RNA, 2195 nt
Organism: Rubroshorea leprosula
Lineage: Eukaryota; Viridiplantae; Streptophyta; Magnoliopsida; Malvales; Dipterocarpaceae
Source: the annotation of a GenBank genome assembly
CCAAGCCAAAACUAAACCACCCCACAACGCCCUUCAUUUUCCCCUCUGGAUAAAAUACACUUCCAAAAUGGACUGACAACAGCAAUCCCUGACACACUCCCCGUCAUUCCACUAAACCGCGACCAAACCCACCCACAUUAGCACCGCGAUCCCACCGGAGACAUGGCGGCCGCCCUCGAGUGCUGGUCCAGCCGCACCACCACCGAUGAAGACAUGGUGGAGCAGGUGCUGAUGCGGACCCACGACAGAUCCGAAGGAUUGCCGGAGAGCUCCGAUUUGGGUCCUGCCAGGACGGACCAGGGCAAGCCGAUGCAGAAACGGCUGCAGAAGCUCGGCCGGAACGUCUCGGAGGCGAUUGCCUCGCUCAAGAACUCACUCAACCUUGAUUCCGCACGCGAUCAGCACCUUAUGCCCACCGCUGCUUCUGGGCCCGCCAAGCCUGAGAGCUGUAGGAAGGUCGUUUGGGGCACUGUUGUACGGAACUUGACGCAGUUGUAUCCCGGAAGUCAGUUGCCGGAGAAGCUUGUCUCCAAUAUAAGGAAGCAUUAUGAUUCCUUGCCUCUAAGCUAUGCACAGGCGGAUUUUGAUAUGAAAGAAGUGUUUGUGCAUAUAAAAUUGAUGGAACAGGCUUCUGGGGAUGAACACCCUGCGAUAUUGAUUCAGGAGGUGUCUAAUGAUGAAGAUGAUGUGCAGGGUUCUGUUUUCAAACUCACAUUUGCUUGUAAUUCGUCAAUUUCAUCUCAGGCUUUGUCUGGUGCACUUGACAGUGCUUCUAUUUGUUGCAAGAAGAUACAGAUCUUUGAGAAGAAGGGAUUUACUCUAGGGGUCGUUCUUCUUUUGAUUCAAGCUGGGCAGGAUAAAUUAUUUAAAUCAAGGGUCGAAAAUGCCUUGAAAUCUGCUAUGAAGAAGCCCAAGACAAGCACAGUGAAGCUGCCCUUUGGACUUUGUGGUUGUCAAGAGGGGAAUUCUAAAGGUCUGGACUUUGGGGAAAUUGAAGAAGAAGCCAGUGAACAGAGUUAUAGAAAUGGGAUUGAGAAUUCAAACACGAAGAUUCAGCUUCAAUUGCCUUUGCCUUCAUCGUCAUAUGUCAUAUCUGUUGAUGAAUGGCAAACGAUCCGCUCAGGUGGGGAUGAGAUAGGAAAAUGGCUGUUGAUCUCAGACAAUCUUGAGUUUGUUGAUCCAGUUGGACCGAUCUCUUUCAAGGGAGUUUACAAAGGAAAAAGGGUUGCAAUUGAAAAGCUGAAAGGGUGUGACAAGGGGAAUUCUUAUGAGUUUGAACUUCGGAACGAUCUGCUGGAGCUGAUGACUUGUGGGCAUAAGAACAUUCUGCAGUUUUAUGGUGCUUGCAUUGAUGAAAAUCAUGGGUUGUGUGUUGUGACAAAGUUAAUGGAAGGUGGAUCAGUUCAGGAUUUAAUGCUGAAAGGCAAGAAGCUUCAGACUAAGGAGAUAAUUAGGAUCCUUGUUGAUGUAGCAGAAGGAGUCAAGUUUAUGAACGACCAUGGUAUUGCAUACAGAGAUCUCAACACACACAGGAUUCUAUUAGAUAGGCAUGGUAAUGCCUGCUUGGGAGACAUGGGCAUAGUUACUGCUUGCAAGAGUGUCGGUGAGGCCAUGGAGUAUGAAACAGAUGGUUACCGGUGGCUAGCUCCCGAGAUCAUUGCUGGGGAUCCAGAGAAUGUUACCGAAACAUGGAUGAGUAACGCCUAUAGUUUUGGUAUGGUAAUUUGGGAGAUGGUAACUGGUGAGGCAGCAUAUGCUUCAUGCUCACCUGUUCAGGCAGCUGUGGGAAUAGCUACUUGUGGCCUAAGACCAGAGAUCCCUAAGGACUGCCCCCAAAUCUUGAAAUCCCUGAUGACCAAGUGCUGGAACAGUACCCCAACAAAGCGACCUCAAUUUUCUGAAAUUCUAUCCAUAUUGCUGCGGCCAAACAACCAUGGUAAUAACAGUAAUAGGUAAAAAUUCUUUAAAAUAUUUUAUGAAAUGUGAUCUCAUUGGUGCAAAAAUGGUUUUGCCUUCUUAUGAAGUCAUGAUGCCAUGAAAUGUAGAUCCUGCAAAGAAGAGGAAACAAGCUUGUAACUUAAAUUUUUUUUAACCAACAUAAGUCAAGAUAUAUACAUCUUCUUUCUUCUUGCCAUUUCAUAUCAUUCUUUUUCAAUUUGGGAGCCAAAAAGUAAAAAUAAAACAAGCUCAAUUGU